AUGAUGAAGCAAUUCACCCCCGUCCUGGCUUUCGCCAGCAUGAUCUCCAUGGUCAACGCCCACGGCUUUGUCACCAGCCCUCAAGCCCGUAUGCCCGGCUCUGCCAUGGCCGCCGCCUGCGGCAACCAAGUGCAGGUCAACCAGGAGUCCGACAACUACGGCAACAUCCAGGGUGAGCUCCAGGUCGCCGCCAGCCAGAGCGACUACAACGCCGCCGAGUGUGACAUUUGGCUCUGCAAGGGCUACAAGUUCGCCGACAACAAGGCCAACGUCCAGUCCUACACGGCCGGCGAGAAGGUUGCCUUCACUGUCGACAUUCGCGCUCCCCAUACCGGUGUUGCCAACGUCUCCGUCGUCGACACCUCUUCCAACUCGGUCAUCGGCAGCCCCCUCAUCUCCUGGGAUGUCUAUGCCUCCACGGCCACCGGCGUCACUGCCAACGAGACCAGCUUCUCCGUGACCAUCCCUGAUGACCUCGGCAGCCAGUGUGGAACCGCCGGUGACUGUGUUCUGCAAUGGUACUGGUACGCCCAGUCCAUUGACCAGACCUACGAGUCGUGUGUCGAUUUCACUCUCGGUGGUGACUCCUCCAGCUCCAGCUCCAGCGGUUCCAGCUCCAGCGCGGUGGUCAGCUCUGCUGCUGCUACUACCACUGCUGCCGCCGUUUCCACUUCUUCCACCUCUACCUCAGCCGAGGCCUCUACCUCCACUGAAGCCUCUACCUCGACCGAGACUCCUGCUACCACUACCUCUGCUGCUAUCGCCAUCGAGACCUCCAUCUCAGUCCCUGUCGCUGCCCAGACUACCUUUGCCACUAGCACCCGUCAGGCAGCCUCCGCCUCCGAGGCUCCCACCUCGGUCGUCUCGACCCCCAGCGCUGCUGGUUCGGCUCUGCCUUUCCCCACCGACAGUGCCUCAGAUGUCUUGAGCUGGAUCGAGUCCCUGCUCGGCAACCUGGUUGGCAACAACUAA
This is a messenger RNA of Penicillium nucicola, 972 nucleotides long. RefSeq names its product lytic polysaccharide monooxygenase. Lineage: Eukaryota; Fungi; Ascomycota; Eurotiomycetes; Eurotiales; Aspergillaceae. The coding region runs from base 1 to 972 and encodes 323 amino acids. The record is from RefSeq and is a predicted model, not a curated record. The transcript has a single exon.